Hyaloscypha bicolor E is the source of this 1711-nucleotide messenger RNA. RefSeq names its product DNA glycosylase. The record is from RefSeq and is a predicted model, not a curated record. Gene Ontology annotation, biological process: base-excision repair; DNA alkylation repair; base-excision repair, AP site formation. NCBI's taxonomy places the organism in Eukaryota, Fungi, Ascomycota, Leotiomycetes, Helotiales, Hyaloscyphaceae. The transcript has 4 exons. Gene Ontology annotation, molecular function: alkylated DNA binding; DNA-3-methyladenine glycosylase activity; DNA-7-methylguanine glycosylase activity. Gene Ontology annotation, cellular component: nucleus; protein-DNA complex. The coding region runs from base 285 to 1382 and encodes 365 amino acids.
UUGUCACACAAAAUUCACAAGCUAUAUUUUCUUGUAUUCUCUUACUCUAAUCUACAUCUCUCGGAUAGGUACACCAAAAAGUCUGAGAGUUGCGCAAGUGAUCACUGGUACCUGGUUUUGCGAGUUGAGCCUACCAGUAAAAAGGGGUCCGUCACGUGAAAGCAAAUAUCCAAGCUACGGCAGCUCUUCGAACCUCCUUCUUUAGGCUGCAGCGGCCCUUGUCACUCGGACAAAAUACUGUGAUCAAAGUCCCAAAUCCGCGAUUCAAGUCAAGAGCAUACAAUAUGUCGUCCAGAAGAUCAGCUCGGCUGAGUGGGGCAUCUCCCAACCUCAAGCAGGCUUCGAGCGCCGCAAACGAUAUGCCUCCUCCGCAAGUAGCGAAUAUCAGCAAGAAGAGGAAGAACCCGUCUAAGGACGACGUCCCUGCUGCUGCACCAUCGACACCAAAAAGAAAGAAGGCUACAAAAUCCGUUCCGCCAAUGACGCCAACUCCCUCUGCAAUCGGCCUGAUGACUGCCCCCUACUCCUCCGGUGACAUCGAUGAUAGCACUCCGCCACCUUUGAAUCGACUUGCAGUUCCCAAUGGCACCAAUGCACCAUUGGUUACACCAGAGACUCAUCGACUCCUUGCAAAUAAGGCCGUUGAUCAAGUGUCACCUUCAAAGAAGGGUAACAUCAAGUCAACUACUGGGACGCUUCUCGAAGAGGCAUUGGCACAUCUCGUCAAGGUAGAACCUAGACUGAAGGCAGUCAUUGAAAAGCAUCACUGUCAUGUCUUCUCACCAGAAGGAUUGGCUGAAGAGAUUGACCCAUUCAGGAGCUUAGUGAGCGGGAUUAUCUCCCAGCAGGUCUCUGGAGCAGCAGCCAAGAGCAUCAAAGCUAAAUUCGUGGCUCUCUUCAACACGGAUGAACCAGAUGCAGCUCAGCAUUCGUUCCCCACUCCGUCCCAGGUCUGUUCAAACUCGAUUGAAGUGCUCCGUACUGCUGGGCUUUCACAACGUAAAGCGGAGUACGUCCACGGGCUAGCUCAGAAGUUCCAUAGUGGAGAAAUUACUACCGAGAUGUUGUUCAAUGCCUCGUAUGAAGAGGUUCUAGAAGAAUUGGUCAAAGUCAGAGGACUGGGAAAGUGGAGCGUAGAGAUGUUCGCUUGUUUUGGUCUGAAGCGGAUGGAUGUGUUCUCAACUGGUGACCUGGGGGUUCAGAGAGGAAUGGCGGCACUUAUGGGCCGAGACGUUGGGAAGCUGAAGUCGAAGGGUGGAAAGUGGAAGUACAUGAGUGAAAAGGAGAUGGAGGAGAUUUCUGAGAAGUUCCAGCCAUACAGGAGUGUCUUCAUGUGGUAUUGUUGGAGAGUCGAGGAAGUCGAUGUCAGCACUAUGGAAUAAUUUUGUCUAGUUGUAGCGAGAUUGGGUGGAUUUACACAUCCCCCUAGCAAAUGAUUUCGAAGGGUUGGAACAGCAUUGAAUAAUGGUUUUCGCAAUCGCCCUGCUAGCGUUGCAACCACUGAAUUGGUAAAGCUGUUCUUGAACUGGGCCCUAGAACUUAAGCGGAAUCGAAGAAUGGGAUCCUAACGUUUGCUCAUUGUGGAGAUGAGUUCACUCCUCGCGAAGGUAGACGACUCAUUGAAAGCCGACGAGUGUCGGAAUGAGACCGUGAGAUGAGUAGUUCUCGAGGCCGGGUUCCCUCUUCAUUCUGAAAUUGCCGUUUUCUGUGA